Molecule: messenger RNA, 3733 nt
Organism: Mastomys coucha (southern multimammate mouse)
Lineage: Eukaryota; Metazoa; Chordata; Mammalia; Rodentia; Muridae
Gene: Fstl1
Product: follistatin like 1
Exons: 11
Coding region: 16-1104 (362 amino acids)
Biological process (GO): cell differentiation; regulation of BMP signaling pathway; multicellular organism development
Molecular function (GO): protein binding; calcium ion binding
Source: RefSeq, a predicted model, not a curated record
CAGAAGGGGAGGAGAAUGGGGAGGAGCUGGGGGGCCGGCGGGCGGGGAAGGAGGGGUCUUAAGGGGCGGCGAGCCCAGGUCGGACUUCCUCGGAGCUUGGUGAUCGGCGACGCACCCACCUUCGCCUCUAACUCGCUGCUGCCACCCUGCCCAGUGUCCUCCGGAGUCCCGGACCCGAGCACGAUGUGGAAACGCUGGCUGGCGUUCGCGCUGGUGACCAUCGCCCUGGUCCACGGCGAGGAGGAACCAAGGAGCAAAUCCAAGAUCUGCGCCAAUGUGUUUUGUGGAGCUGGCCGGGAAUGUGCCAUCACGGAGAAGGGGGAGCCCACAUGCCUCUGCAUUGAGCAAUGCAAACCUCACAAGAGGCCUGUGUGUGGCAGUAAUGGCAAGACCUACCUCAACCACUGUGAACUUCAUAGAGACGCCUGCCUCACUGGAUCCAAGAUUCAGGUUGAUUAUGAUGGACACUGCAAAGAGAAGAAGUCUGUGAGUCCAUCCGCCAGCCCUGUUGUCUGCUAUCAAGCUAACCGUGAUGAGCUCCGACGUCGCAUCAUCCAGUGGCUGGAAGCCGAGAUCAUUCCAGACGGCUGGUUCUCUAAAGGCAGUAACUACAGUGAGAUCCUAGACAAGUACUUUAAGAGCUUUGAUAAUGGGGACUCUCACCUGGACUCCAGUGAGUUCCUGAAAUUCGUGGAGCAGAAUGAAACAGCCAUCAACAUCACCACUUACGCAGAUCAGGAGAACAACAAGCUGCUCAGAGGCCUCUGUGUUGAUGCCCUCAUUGAACUGUCUGAUGAGAACGCUGACUGGAAACUCAGUUUCCAAGAGUUCCUCAAGUGUCUCAACCCAUCCUUCAACCCUCCCGAGAAGAAGUGCGCCCUGGAGGACGAAACCUAUGCAGAUGGAGCUGAGACCGAGGUGGACUGCAAUCGCUGUGUCUGUUCCUGUGGACACUGGGUCUGCACGGCAAUGACCUGUGAUGGAAAGAAUCAGAAGGGGGUCCAGACCCACACAGAGGAGGAGAUGACAAGAUAUAUCCAAGAACACCAGAAGCACCAGGGAACAGCGGAAAAGACCAAGAAGGUAAACACCAAAGAGAUCUAAGAAGAGGCCCAUAGAUAGCACCGUGUCCGAGCCCAGCACCUCCUCUUCAGCGCUGAGCCCAGCACACGGCGUCUGCAGCAAUCACCAAAUCACCAGUCUUUGCUUGUAUGGCAGCGAAUCUUAUUUUGUUUGUUUUGCAGUAAAGGAAAUGGGGGUGGCCGGCUAGUGAGGGAAGGUCACAGCCUUCAUCUCUAGGAAUGCUUUAAGAGAAACUAAAGGACACUUUGAGGUGGGAGGCAAGUAAGGAGACAGCAUCAUCGGGUUGGCAGGGGAGCAGAGGCAGGUCUGAAUGGAGCCUUUCUGGGGUCACAGCAGCUGCAAGGAGACUACAGGAAAUGCAUGAGAUGUUGGGGCGGGGGGUGGGGACACUGAGCUGGCCCUGCUGGAGGAUGUGAGGGGAACUUUGUGGGGAGGAACCCUGUCGCUUUGACCCUUGUCACCACUGUCAUCAUGACAGACCUGCAGCCAAUCUGCUUCUCCUUUUGUUCCUAACGGUCACCUGAAUGCACAGCCACCCCACUAAUUACCUGUGUCCCUCAGACUUGGAUGGAGUUUCCUGGAGGCUGUGUUUAAAUGAUGCAGAUACGUAUGUACUUCAAGCGCCAUGGAGACCUAACCAAAACUUUAAGAUACAUUUUUCUUUUUUACCAAAGGUGCUAUUUCUCUGUAAAAGACUUUUUUUUUCCUUUGCAAGCUGACUUCAUUUCUCAGUUAUUACCGUUAUAUUGUUGUUGUUUUUUAAUGUUUCAUUUUUGACUAGAUAUUAAGCUUUUGUAAUUGUUUUUUCAUUAGUCCUACUAUUUCAGAAGUGAAGGUGAAGGGGGUUUGGACGUUUUUCCAGGUACAGGGAACUCUGUGACACAAACAACCCCUUCCCCUGCCACAUAUUAGACUGGAUGCAGUCCAGAGCGACCACCCCUCCCCCAGCCAGGGCUUCCAGAUGAUCAGCUACGUGCCGCGAACCACAAGAGGUCCCUCAGACAGAAGCCAUAGGACAAAGUAUCUUCAAAGACAGUUGUUGAGAUCCAAAAAGUUCAUUUGGUUUUGUUUCUUGGAAGACAUUCCAGGGAUGGAAGCUCAGGCUAUCGCGGCCUGCCAGCCUGCUGUGAUCUGUGGCUAACUGGCAGAGCAAGCGACUGUGGUUCUAGCUGCUCCUGUUUCUGGCUGUCAGUUUCCUUAGUGAACUGAUAAGAAUGCAUCCUGGGAUUUAAUAAUGUGGUUCAGGCAACUGGUCCAGAGGGAACUACGGUCCUGUGAUUAGUUACUUUCUCCUUAGGAUAGAUGAAGCCAUACCAUAAGAAAAGACAGCCAGGAACAGCAUGGCCUGGUUUUGCUUUGGUUGAAAUGAUCCUAACAGGUGGCUGGGUGUGAGGGCUUCAUGGUCACUCUGCCCAGGAAGAGAGUGUGAAGGACAACUAGCAGCUUCCCUAGCAAUGGUGCACAUGAGUGUGAUCUCUGGAGCCAGAGGUUUCCCCGUACAGAUGAUGAUAAACGUUUUCAGACUUGAGAGCAGUUAAAACUGGAGAUUGAGUCUGGAUUGAGUUUUAACUAACUCAGCACUGGGGGAGAAACUUACUGAAAAUCAAUUCUUUCUUUGGGCCUCUGAUUCUCAGACUCUUUUAUUGUCAUGUUUCGUGUACAUUUAACAUAAAAAAGUUAUCGCAUUUGCAAAAUUCAAGCUGUAGACUGUCUGAAUAAACUAUGGAGAUGUUCCUGCAUAGGCAAGUGAUGGAAGUGGAAUUUCUCCUCAGUAGUUUUCCCUGGUCUCAUCUGAGUGGAGACGACUUGGCUCUGCUGAGUGUUCUGUGCCAGCCCUUUCAAAAGCUCUGAGCCCUACUCAUGCAGCCCAGAUUUCAACCCCCUCUCCAAGUGCCUUGGAGAGCUCACAGCAGCAAUGCCUUCAUCAAAAGUUUUGCUGGUUCUUGGACAUGAUGGGAUAGGGUAGGAGUAUCCAUUUGUUCAAGUAGCUACAGUGUCUGUUGACCAAUCGUCUUUAGAACCCUGUAACCCUGAAUACCCAAGGGCAAGCCCACAUUCCUCUCAAGUUCUGCUACUUCAGUGUAACCAGGGCAGCUGUUGUUGGAACCACCAUAGAUUCAGGUGAUCCUUGAACCAUUCAUGAAAAGCUGCUAAGUAGCCUGGUUUGGCAAGACUUGGAUUGAGAUUUUGCAUGGGACCAACAAGCAGGAUUACUUCUACUUCAGUUCCUAGAGUCCUCUAGAAGCCUAUAGAGCAAGGCUGCACGCUCCCUGGGCUUGCUCUGUGGUUUGGCUUUGUGUUUUGUUUUGUUUUGUUUUAUUAACAUCAGUGACUCCUAAGAUCCAGGACCCAGGGAGGUCUGUCCACAUACAUAUACCAGGACUCUGGAUACUACUGUCAGUCUUGGGGAAGCAGGCUCCUCCAUCGGCAACCCAGUCCAUGUGAACACUCUGAAUGCCUUGGUUACUCCUACGACCUAAGUAGUUAAACUUCAGAAAACAGUUUCAACAGAUUUCUGUUCCCAUGUGGUUACAAAAAUGCAUUUGUAUUUACUGUGCUUCCAUAUUCCAAUUAUCUGGUUUUUGUUAUUUCUGAUUUUUGUUACUAUUAAUAAAUAAAAGUAAAAUAAAAUAAUAGUUGGUUUCCUUAU